Molecule: messenger RNA, 1728 nt
Organism: Cladophialophora psammophila CBS 110553
Lineage: Eukaryota; Fungi; Ascomycota; Eurotiomycetes; Chaetothyriales; Herpotrichiellaceae
Exons: 4
Coding region: 1-1728 (575 amino acids)
Biological process (GO): DNA-templated transcription
Molecular function (GO): DNA binding; zinc ion binding
Source: RefSeq, a predicted model, not a curated record
AUGCUAAGCUUGGGCAGAAUCGAUAAGGGUGAACAUCUCGACGCACGACUACGGCGCCUGGAUAUGGUUGAAGAAGUGUUAAGACAACAUUCGAUAGUCAUCGACUCCUUUCAUCGGAGCCCGCCUCAGCUAACCCGGACUUCGUCGUCCACGCCAACGUUUGGUUACGAGGAUAUGUCCUACGAAACUAUAGGCCAGCCUCAGCAGCAACACGCCAAUGUAGCAAGCUCUACAAAUGCAACGAACGACGUAGGGGACAACCCAGCAGGCCACGUGAACGAUCAAGUCCCUCCUCUCACAAUCCCUCUCGGUCACCAAACUAGCACAAGCAGUCUUCUUACAUUGCCACAGAUGCGUACACUCGUGGGUGAUUUCCCAGAGGAAUUUCUCUUUCUAGUUGAGGAGAAUCGACCUCAGUCAUUGUGGUUGCAAUACAUCAAUUCGGCGCAGGGUGAGAUAGGGGAGGACUUUCUCCAGAUUGACAGGUUAUUCGCAGACGCAUGUCUCCAGCGAUACUUGACGAUGGUUCAUCCAUAUCGACCCCUCUUCGACCAGGAAGAUCUGAUGUCGCAAUACGAGAAGACAAUGAACCAAGGCCUCCGGGACGACCCAUGUUCUGCCUUGUUUUUGUCUGUCUUUGCUUUGGGGGCUACUUCAUUGGACCCAAUUGGCCCCACCACAGUCAGAUCCGCAGGUGACGAACUGAUCAAAAAAGCUCUUCGGAUACUCUUCCCAUCCUGGGCUAUGACUUUUAGCGGCGAUCUUGUUCUGUCUCAGGCGCUCAUUCUCUGCGCACUUUACUUCUGCUAUGUUGUCGAGCCUUUGAUGGCCUGGAGGCUUGUACAUAUGGCAUCGACAAGCGUCCAGCAAAUUCUCCUAAGGCGCAAAGAGCAUCUGUCCAAGAAUACCAAUGAAGGCGUCAUCAGAGUCAGUUGGGCAUGUUUCUUGAUCGAAUGUGACAUCCUUGCUGAGUUUCAUCAGCCUAGGAGUGGCAUCGAACCGCUAGUUGACAGGAUGCCCUUUCCAACAUACACCAACGCCACCGCAUCGGAAAGCCUGUACUCAUUGGCCGACAUAUCUGCACGGUCCUUGCUCAACCGAAUUCACCAUACCGUAUACUUCACCGAUAGUCUCUCGCUGUACGCGGGUCGUUCGCAGAGUUCUUGUGGAAUCCUCUCGUCUGAUCCUGAUGCUUCACUGUUAAGAGUGUGCGAAGAGCUCGAUCGUCAGCUCGAAACAUGGUACGAGUCACUACCCGAUGCCAUUAAACCGGAUCUUUUAGGCAGACCAAGAGGCAGUGACCAAGCUUGCGUUUUGCGUCUCAGGUACUGGUCUGCCAAACACAACAUCUAUCGACCAUUUGUAGUCUAUGUCACUUCACGAGCUGCAGAACAAGAGGGAAGUGUACCAGCGGCGGCUCUUGAACGAUGCCGACUUUGCCUUUCUGCUUGUCGAAUAUUUCUUCUGACCGCUGGUUACGUUCUGUCAGAAAGGACACCAUACACUUUUAGCACAGCACAGUGCGGUCUCGGUUAUGCGCUCAUCAUCGCGCUUGCUGCCCAGACCCCCGAACUAGCUGAUUCAGUUGAGGAUGUUUCAGAAUUACUGGACACGGCAAUUGGGCUCCUGAAGCCAUGGGCCUUCCCUGGAUCGAGUAUUGAAUGCGGCCUUGAAAUUGUAAGUUCCAUACACAGAAAGCAGCGACUGCGUAGCCAUCGAGCCCGUUAG